Messenger RNA from Paramuricea clavata, 922 nucleotides. Lineage: Eukaryota; Metazoa; Cnidaria; Anthozoa; Malacalcyonacea; Plexauridae. The record is from the annotation of a GenBank genome assembly.
AUCGUAGAUCCUCCAAGUGAUGACAAUGAGGAGUAUCCGGGUGAUGUAUCGCAUUUUGAUGCGUUCGAGCCCUUGUAUGAGGAUGAUGUUAGAAAGCUUGUUGUGGACUCGCACAAAAAAUCAUGUUACCUUGAUCCAGUGCCAACAGAUUUCUUGGUGAAAUGUCUGGAUGUGUUACUUCCUGUGAUUACAAAAAUAAUCAAUAUCUCACUUGAAACUGGGCACUUUCCUAGAGACUGGAAGGAAGCUAUCAUUCUUCCCAUAUUAAAAAAGUCUGGGCUGGAGUCCGCUUUUGAAAAUCUUCGUCCCAUCAGUAAUUUAGCAUAUAUUUCAAAGCUUAUUGAACGAGCAGUAUAUAAUCAAACGCACGAUCAUAUCCUUCGAUGUGGCUUUUAUCCAGUUUUGCAAUCUGCUUACCGGCGGUAUCACUCCACAGAGACUGCGUUACUCAAAGUACUCAAUGACAUUUUGUUGAGCAUGAACAGUCAACGUGUCACUCUCUUGGUUCUUCUGGACCUAAGUUCCGCUUUUGACACAAUUGAUCAUGGAAUUUUGCUGGAACGGUUAAGGUCAAAAUUUGGAAUACGUGGAACAGUUCUCAGUUGGUUUUCUUCCUAUUUGUCUGGUCGAAGUCAACGUGUUAUGCUAAAUGGUACCCUUUCUGAUUCAUCUGAUUUGAACUUUGGUGUCCCGCAGGGUUCGUGUUUGGGGCCUCUUCUUUUUAUAUUAUAUGCCUCCAAACUGUUCGAUGUUAUUAACAAUCACUCGCCAGAUUUACAUGGUUUUGCUGAUGACACUCAGUUGUAUGUGUCAUUCAAACCUGACUACCCAUGCGAUCAAUGUGAAGCGAUCUCGGUAAUGGAAAGCUGUGUCAACGAUCUUCGGAAAUGGAUGAUUCAAGAUAAAUUGAAACUAAAUGACG